Messenger RNA from Trichoderma harzianum CBS 226.95, 4324 nucleotides. RefSeq lists its product as hypothetical. The record is from RefSeq and is a predicted model, not a curated record. The coding region runs from base 158 to 4264 and encodes 1368 amino acids. NCBI's taxonomy places the organism in Eukaryota, Fungi, Ascomycota, Sordariomycetes, Hypocreales, Hypocreaceae. The transcript has 5 exons. Gene Ontology annotation, molecular function: protein binding.
UCCAAGGUUGAUCUUCUGAUGUAAAUGGGAUAUUUGGCGCGCACCCAAGAUUAUUUUGUUGAACCUUUGAUGCUGCAGCCACGGAUGGGCGAGCCACACAUUCCACGAGCUAUUCUCACGAAAGUCGCGGUAGACUGCGCUCGACAUCUCUCAUUAAAUGCAUGUAAAAAUGGCGACAACCAGCCAUCUUCAAGCGAUGACUCCUGAACAAAAAGCAAUCACCAAUGCCAAAUCGCUUUUCGAGCAGCUAAACAAUGGAGACCAGUUGUUCCAAAGCUGUGUUAGCCAGACAACAAGCAUCUCUCAGCUCAUAAAAUACGUUGAUGAAGAGCAGCACAAACACAAGAACAAGGCUUCAUCAAGGCUGCUAGAGCAAUUCCAGCGAAAUACAGAAGGGCUUCAGUCGCUCUCUUCUAUAAUAGAACUUGCAGUACAGGUCAAAGCAGAUUGUUUUUGUCCACUAUGGGCUCCAGUGAAGCUUAUUCUCCAGAUAUCUAAAUCCCACUCACAUGUUGUGCAUCACAUCAUAGCCAUGGUGGAAGUUUUGACAGAGAAUAUGUCGCGCAUGGAGCUUUACCAGAACUUGCAGAGAGAUCCAAACAUGCAAACAGAAUUGCUUCAAAUCUUUAAUGAUGUGGCAGGUUUUUGUGUCGAAUCUCUUGCAUUCUUCCAACGCCGCACUUCGGUUCGAGUAUGGAAACUGAUGACUAGCCCUCCAAAAGAAAGCUUUCAGAGGUCUAUUGACCAGCUGAAGUCUCAUAUUCAAGGCGUGCACAAUACUGCUGUUGCUAUUGAACUUGCUAAACAAGACGAGUAUCGCCGGGAACAAGAGCGACUAAGGAUAAUCAGCUCCCUCGGAGCGGCAAACAUGAGGGAAGCGCAUCAGAGAAAGCUCCAAGCCAAAGUGCCAAAUACCUGUGAAUGGAUACUUUCACAUCCCAUCUUUGUUCAGUGGGAUACGUCUGAAAGCAAAGAUGCGGCUGACCGCUUCCUAUUCAUUUCAGGAAAAAGCGGAUGUGGUAAAAGCAUUCUUGCGUCCUCUAUUACUGAAGCGUUGAAGCGACAAGGAAAGCAAACGAUGUACUUUUACUUCUCUGGCCUUGAAAGAAGUCAACAGGAUGCUGAUAAUCUGGUGCGAUGGUAUUUACUCGAUGCCCUGCGGCUGACAUCGGAUGAAACAGUGCAAAGUAAUAUAAAAUCUCUCUUUUCGAAGGGCGAUCCCACGUCACUUGAUCUUUGGGGAGCAUUUGGCACCAUCAUGGCCGAAUCUGAAACAUCGAUGUACCUCGUGAUUGACGGAAUUGAUGAAUGCCGGGAUUCGAUUGGGGACCUAUUCGCGCGCCUUCAUGAUAUCAUAAGCCGUUCUAUUUACCUUAAGAUUGUUUUACUCGGCAGAUCCCAUGUGUUUGAAGAAAAGACUUCAACUCAUUGGAUUCGCGUCACCAAUGAGCUCCUCCAUGCAGAUCUCAAAGCCUUCAUCACAACCGAAACACAAAAGAAUGAGCUUUUAAAACAACCAAACAUUCAGAAAAUGAUCAUAGAUGGACUUCUAGAGAAGGCUGACGGCAUGUUUCUUUGGGCACAGUUAUCAAUUAAUGAGCUGUGUAGGGCAUACAGUCUGGAUGACAUCAAGCGGAUACUACAGCGAUUACCAUCCGGGAUUGAAAAUACAUAUGACCGGAUUUUACACGAGAUUAUUAUAUCAAAUGGGGAAACGGGACUAGAGCCCACCAAAAAUAUCUUAGGACUUCUUGUUGCCUCUGGGAGGACUUUAGAGCUGAAAGAGCUUCAGCACGCGUAUGCCAUUGCAUCUCGAAUGCGCCGACCUGAGUAUGAAAGAGAUGAUCUAGACGCAUACAAAGGUCCCAAUCCUGAGAAAAUGUUUUUACGAGCCUGUCGAGGAUUGAUUGACAUUGACAAUGGCAAGAUCAGGCUUGUCCAUUUGACAGCAAAGGAGUAUUUGACAAGAGCCGCGACACUGUGGAAUUCACAAAUUUCAAUAUUACGAAUCGAGUUGUCAGAGUCCCACGAGUUAUUUGGCAAUAUAUGUGUCGAGAGCAUCAAUAACAACGGAUUUGAGUGGUUUCACAAACGAGAAGGCCUAUUUAUGUCGAAGGAUCUCGACUACCCACCGCUUUUCUCCUACGCAUUCAGGUUCAUUACAUAUCAUUUCAACAGGAUGAAGGAUCCCAGCCCAGAGACCAUAUCUCGAAUCAAGCAAUUUGCUACUUCGCACCUUGUUUCCUGGUUCGAAAUGCUCAUCGUCGCCUGCUUCAUGGAUGGGUCCAUGGCCGUGACGAUGCAAGAAUUUUGGGAAGCUGUUGACUGGCUUACUGAUGACCCAUUCAAUGUCAUAAUCUCGUUGGGCACUAUGAAAGAACAGUUUCGGAUGAUAUACCAAGCACAUGCUGGGAAUUACUGGCAGUUUCAACGAGUGCGCCUUUUGGGCGAAUUCUUCAGUUUUGUCGAAGAAGACGAUUCGAACGCUUCUCGCUCGGCGGCCAACCAUAAACAAAAAGGCAAAAUUGUGAACAGAAAAGUUCAGCAGUUAACACAAGACAAUCUGUCUCAAGUUAUUCAGUUGUUAGCAGAUCAUCACACACUACCAUUGUCGAAACAAUCCGACUUGAUGUCCCAGCUUGGGCAAAUAUUUCGCAGACAUGGAUACAUAAAAGAGUUAUUGAGUCCAUUUGACAUGCUGUUUCGUCUAUUCAAGAGCAAGAUGAAUAGUUUUCCAACCAUUGUCCUUAUCGGAUUUGGCGGACUGUGCAGGCCGCUCAAACGGCCUGAGAAUGCCCUUGAGAUAUUCAACAUGGUCCUGACUAGGCUGGGUGAUGACGAUGAAAAAAUGAAGUACCAAGUCUGGGAACUCAUCGGCUAUACCAAUGGCGAUAUUCAUGACUACGAGGCAGCUUUUCAUGCGCACCAAAUCGCUUGGAUUGGACGCCACAGUUUACUUGGACCCAAGCACAGGAAGACAGCGAAUAGUGUGCAUUGGAUGGGAUAUGCGUGUUAUAAGCAGAAAAAAUAUGCUGAAGCAGAGCAGUAUCUACGUCAAACUCUAUCGCUACGUAAAGAGCUUCAUGGGCUGAAACAUGAGGAUACAGCAACUACCAUUUAUUGGCUAGGGUCUUCGCGCUAUCAACAAGGCGAUUAUACUGAAGCAGAGGAACACUUCCGCCAAGCCGCAUCAGUACGCAGAAAAUUGGCUGGGAAUAAAGAUAAAGAGACGGCGAUGAGCGUGCAUUGGAUCGGACUUUCUCUCUAUAGGCAGCAGAAGUUUUCUGAAGCUGAGGGCCACUUUCGUCAGGCCGCUUCUAUGAGAGCAGCCACUCUUGGAAAGAAAGACAAAUCAACAGCGAGAAGCUUGUUUUGGCUGGGAUACUCACUUUUAAGCCAAGCCAAGUAUGCAGAAGCUGAAAGCCACUUCCGCAGGGCUGCAGCUAUAAACGCGGCAGUUCUUGGUGAUGAUCGAGAAACCGCGGUCAGCCUAACCGCCCUUGGAGAGGCACUCUAUCUUCAAAAAAGGUAUACCAAGGCUGAAGAACAAUUCCGCCGCAGUCAAUUGAUAAUAGAGCAAAAGAACCUCGGGGGGAAUGAUACAUAUAUUCUGACAAAUCCAUUGCUAUUGAGGUUAUCACUCUGCUCACAGCGCAAAUUCAAAGACGCAGAGGACAUUCUUCAAUCAGGAUUCAAGGUUCCCCCAGAACAAAGCUUUGGUAUAUCAUUUGAAGCUACGUUAUGGCUGGCUCGAGUCUUGUUCUACCAAGGGAAGCAUGCCGAAGCUGAAAAGAUUCUUGUCGCUUUAUUCCCUAAAAGCUCUGGGAAUUGUUGUGGCUCAGACAGGGACUACACACAUACUGCAAAAUAUAGCGAAGCGGAAUCAGUAAUGCGCCAGGUAAUACUUGAUGAAUGCAAUAAGUCGAGAUCAAGACGGUCCAGCGUGGAUGAUGGAUUCGAAGUUCUGAGAAUGGUUGAUGAAUAUGAGGACGAUAUUAGUGAUAGAGUAGAUUCUGAACUCUCAGAAGAAGAUGAAGAAAAUGAUAUAACAGAAGAAGACAUUGCAGAACUGGAUGCUGAAAAUGAAGCAGGAGUCAACGAAGCGGAGGGUUUCGGGUUUGGCGAAGCAUGGGAGUAUUGUCAUGUGUCCGGGAUAUUCGCGGAAUAUUUGGCCACUGGCCAACAUCUUGAACGUGAAGGAAAACAAGUCGAAGCAGAAUCGGUAUUUUCUCUUUUGGCAUUGCUGGAAUGGAACAUUAUUUGAGAAUGGAUUUAAAGACAUUUCUCUUGCAGAUUAGUUAAUACCCCAUCAGUUCCAUACUGC